Ornithodoros turicata is the source of this 3325-nucleotide messenger RNA. Its product is annotated as zinc finger protein 271-like. Gene Ontology annotation, biological process: regulation of transcription by RNA polymerase II. NCBI's taxonomy places the organism in Eukaryota, Metazoa, Arthropoda, Arachnida, Ixodida, Argasidae. Gene Ontology annotation, cellular component: nucleoplasm; nucleus. The record is from RefSeq and is a predicted model, not a curated record. Bases 441 to 3206 code for a protein of 921 amino acids. The transcript is spliced from 7 exons. Gene Ontology annotation, molecular function: RNA polymerase II cis-regulatory region sequence-specific DNA binding; DNA-binding transcription repressor activity, RNA polymerase II-specific.
AAUUUCAGCUUAAAUUCAGCUGUUGGGCGAGGCAGGCCCCAAACGUCCAAGAAUCAAUGAAAUUCAUUAGCUUGUCGUCGUCUGCUAUGGCGCCAUGAGCCAUUCAACGACAUUGUCAUCGACGCCGGCAUCCCAACAAGAACAUCGGAAUGGCAGAAGGCAGAAGCUUUGAAUGGACUCAGCAUGAGACCCAUUCCUGAAACCCAUUCCGAAACCCUGAAUGGUUCAUUUUGAGAGAGAAGUCCGUCAGCCUGAGGAAAAGCACCCGGGAUUUUUCUUUGUGUUCUUCGGAGUGUUGCAGUUCCGCCACUCUGUGAUGGAAAACAGUCUACGCAGAAUUUUGUCAAGAACCUCUCACUGUCAUCUCCUGUGUCUUGACUGAGAACCCAUGUGGACACGGUUGAUCCUCUGACAAACAGACAGCAAACAGUUUACUCCCCAUGAAGGAAGAGGCAAGAGAUCCUUGUGUCCUCGAGUCAUCACAUUCCAUCCCCUCGGAUUCACAAUUCCAAGAAAUGCAGCUCUCCUCAGAGUUCAGUGGUCAGCUCGUGAGAGUAAAAUUGGAACCACCAGAUGUUCCAUGUCUACCAGGAGAGGGCCAGACACAGCAACAGCACCGCAACGAGUCUUCGUCAGGGGGUGAUGCUGAUGGAGCAACAGUUGGGAUGUGUCACAUUAAAAAAGAACCACGAGAGGAUUCUUCAAAUGAACAUCCAAUCAUAGAAGUGAAAACAGAGCCUUACAAUGUUCCAGUCUUGGCAGGACAGGAACAAUUGGGACACAGCUGUCAUUCAACAUCAGAAGGAAUGGUGGUUGGCAUGGGCCACAUUAAAGAAGAACCUCAAGAGGACUCUCCAAAUGAACAUCCAAUCAUAGAAGUGAAAACAGAGCCUUGCAGUGUUACAGUAUUGGCAGGGCAGGAGAAAAUGGGACACAGCUAUCAUUCAAUGUCAGAAGGAGCAAGAGAAAGCACCGGCAUGCUCCAUAUUAAGAACCAGCCUAGAGGCACUUGUGACCAAGCAUGUUCAGGCAGCACUUUUUCAAAUGCACAACUCAAGAUCAGCACAACGACAGUUGAACCGCGAUUCCACAACACUGAACUUGGCACUAUGGAUGGUCGACCCACGGAACAACCUCCAGAUCAGACCAAGUCAUGUGGACUUGCAUGCACGUCCAAAGCCAGCCUACAAUGCCACACGUUUGCACACUGUCACAGUCAGUCUGAAGAGCGUCCCACUACUCCGCCUGAUGUUGAGAUGAGAGAGGAGGGUUUUGGAUGUGACACCUGUUCCUCUGCAUUCUCGCAGUCUGUGAGUCACGAGAACCACGUAUCAAAGCGUACUGACGAUAAGACAUACAAGUGUGAUCUCUGUCCUGCAGAGUUCACCCAGAGCACGCACCUGCAGCGCCACAAGAGGAUGCACAUUGGCGAGAAUCCAUGGAAGUGCGAUCUCUGUCCUGCGGAGUUCAGCCGGAAUGCGCAUCUACGGCUUCACAAGCGGACACACACGGGGGAGAAGCCAUACAAGUGCGAUGUCUGCCCUGCGGAGUUCAGCAGCAGCGGGAGCCUACGUCUUCACAAGCGGAGACACACGGGCGAGAAGCCAUACAAGUGCGAUGUUUGCCCUGCGGCGUUCAUCCGAAGCGGCCAUCUACGAGACCACAAGCGGACACACACGGGCGAGAAGCCGUACAAGUGUGGUGUCUGUCCUUCGGCAUUCAGCCGGAGCGGGCAUCUAGAGUAUCACAAGCGGACACACACCGGUGAGAAGCCAUACAAGUGCGAUAUCUGCCCAGCGGAGUUCAGCCGGAGUGGGCACCUACAGGGCCACAAGCGGACUCACACGGGUGAAAAGCCAUACAAGUGCGACAUCUGCCCAGCAGAGUUCAGCCAGGGCGGACAACUGCAGGUUCACAAGCGGACACACACAGGGGAGAAGCCAUACAGGUGCGACGUCUGUCCUGCUGAGUUCAGCCGGAGCGGGAAUCUGCGGGUCCACAAGCGGACGCACACGGGCGAGAAGCCAUUCAAGUGCGAUUUCUGCCCUGCAGAGUUCAGCCAGAGCAGGUCCCUACGGGAUCACAAGCGUAGACACACGGGUGAGAAGCCAUAUAAGUGUGACAUCUGCCCAGCGGAGUUCAGCCAGAGCGGAUACCUGCAGUUUCACAGGCGAAUACAUACGGGCGAGAAGCCAUUCAAGUGCGAUGUUUGCCCUGCGGCAUUCAGCCGGAGCGGGCAUCUAGAGUAUCACAAGCGUACACACACCGGCAAGAAGCCAUACAAGUGCGAUGUCUGCCCUGCGGAGUUCAGCCAGAGCGGGCACCUACAGGGCCACAAGCGGACUCACACGGGUGAAAAGCCAUACAAGUGCGACAUCUGUCCAGCAGAGUUCAGCCAGGGCGGACAACUGCAGUUUCACAAGCGUACACACACAGGGGAGAAGCCAUACAAGUGCGACAUCUGUCCAGCAGAGUUCAGCCAGGGCGGACAACUGCAGUUUCACAAGCGUACACACACAGGGGAGAAGCCAUACAAGUGUGACGUCUGUCCUGCUGAGUUCAGCCGGAGCGGGAAUCUGCUGGUUCACAAGCGGACGCACACGGGCGAGAAGCCAUUCAAGUGCGAUUUCUGCCCUGCAGAGUUCAGCCAGAGCAGGUCCCUACGGGAUCACAAGCGUAGACACACGGGUGAGAAGCCAUAUAAGUGUGACAUCUGCCCAGCGGAGUUCAGCCAGAGCGGACACCUGCAGUUUCACAAGCGAAUACAUACGAGCGAGAAGCCAUACAAGUGCGAUGUCUGUCCUGCGGCAUUCAGCCGGAGCGGGCAUCUAGAGUAUCACAAGCGGACACACACGGGUGAGAAGCCAUACAAGUGCGAUGCCUGUCCUGCGGAGUUCAGCCAGAGCACGUCCCUACAGGAUCACAAGCGGACACACACGGGUGAGAAGCCCUUCAAGUGCGAUGUCUGCCCUGCGGAGUUCAGCCGGAGCGGGUAUCUACGGUCUCAUAAGCGAGCACACACGGGCCUCAUGCCAUACAAGUGCAAUAUCUGCCAUGCAGAGUUCAGAGAGAUGAGGUACCUACAACAUCACAAACGGACGCACAUGGGUGAGAAGCCAUACAAGUGCGAUGUCUGCCCUGCAGAGUUCGUUCUAAGUGAGCACCUACAGCGUCACAAGCGAAUACAUAUGGGCAAGCAGCCAUAAAAGUGCGAUCUAUGUCUUGGAGAAUUCAGCCACAGCCUGGAGCGAGCAAACGUGAGGUGGAGCAGAAACUUGCAGUUUUAGAAGUGAUCUUUCAUGGGCAUAAAGCUAUACGAAUUAGA